AAAUGAUAAGACGUACCUGGAACGUCUUAACAGUUAAACCUCACUCAGCGCUGAGUGCUGCCAGUGAGCAUCUGUAGACCUGCCUUCUUUCUGUCCGAAGUUCCUAUUACACGGCAUAUUCUCCUCAGAUGCAGGCAGCAACGGUCAGCGCCCUCGGCACCCUUGCUGACCCUCCUGCUCGAAUGGUCGAUGGUGCAGCCAUGGACUAUUUAUUGAUCGAAGCUGUGAAUGCCCUUCGUGUCUCAUCAGCAGUCGCUUCUGCUCGAGCAAAAAAAAUAGAGCGCGACAUGGUCGAAGCUGGUUUGGUUUCACCACCACCGCCAACCGCCAAACAACAGAAUCCGAGAGACAGUACUAGUAGCACGUCAGGUAAGAUAUCAGGGCCUGCGGACGAGGACGAGGGGGUGAGAUCUAGGCUGGAAGCUAUCGGUAUGCACAUUGGGGGUAACUUUGUGGAGAGGCUUUGCCGUGAUCGCCCAUUAUUCAGUGACUCUCUGGACGUCAUCAAGUUUGUUUGCAAGGAUCUUUGGGUUUCUUGCUGGGAUAAACAAGUCGAUAACUUGCGUACGAAUCACAGGGGGGUCUAUGUUCUUCAAGAUAACGCUUUCAAGCCGAUUACUCGAAUUUCUUCAUGGGAGGGUCGACAAGAAGCUCUUAAGCGAGCCAAGCUGUAUGUUGCACUUCCUGCUGGGAUUAUUCGAGGUGCAUUGUCUCGAAUCGGUUUUCAAGGGAUGGUAGUUCCUGAAAUCACCACUUUACCUCAGUGCACCUUCCAGAUCAAACUACCAAAAAACACAUAAACCCGUAACACUAUAUUAGCCUCAAAUAAUUCGUCAAUCCAUGGUAGCCCGAGUUGUGAAGUUGCUGCUGAAUGCGAAUCCCCUUGCUGAAAGCUCAGGUGUUGGGGUCACCAAGUGGUAAGAUGGACAACAAGUAGGCAAUGUGACUCGGGAGGAAGGAUCGGGUCUUGUGUCAGUUCUCGAGUUUCCGGCUACAAACUUCACUACACACUACUCUCUUUAUACCAGAUGAAUUUGUUGCACGAACGAGAACAUCUGAAGUUGGUGAUGCUCAGCCAAGUUUCUCCUUGCAAUUGCAAAUGUAUCAGAAUCAGUAAGAUCCUCGUUGCGAUUGCAGGUUUAUCGGAACGGUGCACAAAGUAAUGGCAUGGCCAUCUUUCAAGUCGGAA
Molecule: messenger RNA, 1189 nt
Organism: Suillus plorans
Lineage: Eukaryota; Fungi; Basidiomycota; Agaricomycetes; Boletales; Suillaceae
Product: TRAPP complex subunit trs33
Exons: 5
Coding region: 129-800 (223 amino acids)
Biological process (GO): regulation of GTPase activity; endoplasmic reticulum to Golgi vesicle-mediated transport
Cellular component (GO): trans-Golgi network; cis-Golgi network; TRAPP complex
Source: RefSeq, a predicted model, not a curated record